AUGUCUCGACGAUCAUCCAUCUUCGGAAGAUUGGGCCGCUCAACCUCAUCGGCGACGGCAAGCAUUGCAACCAGCAACGAGAAAGAUGGACAGGAAAUCGAUGGCAAGCUCGCACCGCCCCCGGCCUACACCACCGUCGACGAGUCAGCUACGGCGGACUUGACAGCUGCCUUUGACCAACUGAGCCUUUCCAACGCGGCUUCCGACCCAACUGUCGAGACAUGUCUUGCCCACCUGAAGCUACUGUUCGCCAUCCAGUCGAUAAAGGAAGAGGUCGGCUAUACAGAUGGACUCUGGGGACUGUGGGACGCUCUUGCCGGACCCCUCGACCAACUCGAACACGCAUAUGCCGAUUCCAAGAAGACUCCUUCUGACUCCAAGAAACCCUUUGGUGAUGGCCCAACGGAAGAUGAGGAAAAGACCGCCAUGAAGACACUCGAGAAUCUGAGCAAGAUCCGCGAGAAGCGAUGGGCCUUGUUCCUUGCCAGAGCCACCCAGAGAUACGAGGCGUGGUGGAAGUCGCUGCCUGGCCAGCCAUUGACGGAAGAGGACAUGGAGGAAGACACAUCCUAUGGAUACGAAGCAUUUCCCACGGAUGACAGCGCUACCUUUGACUGGAGUGAGGACAAGUUACCUCCUCUUGAUGUUCUGAUGGUCUGGCAUACCCAUAUGCUCAACCCCCGUGCCUUCCUCGAAGAUGCCAUGCUAGCUGGCUUGAGAGGCUUCUGGAACAGAGGACUCCCGUGGCACUUGAUCAACGCGGCUAUCGACUCGGACUUUAGCUACAACGUAUCGGAUCAGUGCAAAGCCCAAUGGACGAGCAAAACCGGCCGCUAUUGGGACAACCAAGCCGACCCACUCGUCAAACACAUGCAAUGCCCCAAAUGCAACAAUCCUUUGUUAAUUCCCUGGACAACAUGCUCUCGGCCUGAAGACUUUUAUGAUGAAAUCGAGCCCCUGGACCUGACUGGUACUGGCUUUGGUGACGGCAACCUCAAGCAUUUGUGCGAGAAAUGUGGUUUCGUCAUCUGUAAGGAAGCGCUUUGUGCUUUCAAGUUUGUCAAAGACGUCGAGGCUCUACUUGGGCCUGCAAACCGGCCGAUCCCAGGCACCAUACUGGAAACCACGACAGGGAGACCUGCGACAGUGCCGCCCGAGCCUGAGAGGUCCAUCUACCCUCGCACCUUUCCCAACCGUCUUCUCAAAAGUGGAUGCAACUCUAUUCGCACAAAGGUGACCACGCUCAUGACCUCCAAGCCUGACCCUACUAUGCAAGACAUCCGUGUCGAAAUCGAAGCAAUUCUUGGGAACAGCGCCUGGCUGAGGGAGAUCAACAAGUACCUGAGCCACAGGGGCGCGGCAUACAGGGUUGGCCGUUCCAGUAAGCUCGCCAUACGCAAAAUGAUGGCCCAUUAUUGGGAGAACUUCAGCCCCUUUGCCCUCGACCUUGCUGGAGCCGUUGUACGUCAAGGCAUCUUCAUCGAAAAGAUGUAUAAGAUCGACUGGCUGCACAGCCCUUCGGCAACGGACACUAUGAAACGCCUUCUGCUCAAAUAUGUCCGUUUCUUCAUCAUCAUGCAGAAGAAUCCAACCAAAAUGGCUGUCCCUACGCUGGAUAUCGAUCUCGCUUGGCACACGCACCAGUUGAGCCCAAGCAAGUACUACGAAUACAGUACUGGCAAAACCGACAAGUUCAUCGACCAUGAUGACAAGGUUGAGGAGGGCAGAUUGAGCGAGCAAUUCGAGUGGACCAGCAAGGAGUAUCAGGAUACAUAUAAUGAGGUGUACAGCGAGUGCACCUGCUGGUACUGCGAGUCUAUUCGGACCUCACACGUGAACUCUCUCGGUAAAGUGCUGGGUGUUUCCAAGUCAGAGAAAAUCGCCGAAUCCUUUCACACCUCCGGGCAAGCCCAGCUCUGCCCACCCGACAAAUCCGCCCAUAUCUCCUCGCACAACGCCGUGAUGCUCCAUGUUGAUCCUUCCCAGAAGGACCUAACCACCCAGAACCUCGUGCGCAUGCAAUUCGCCGCUCUUAACCAGAAGAGACUGGACGCCGCCUACGCCAAAGCCAAGAAGCGUGCAGAGAAGAAGGGCAGAACGAUCCCGCCCCGCGAUCAGACGUACUACGACUACUGGGGAUAUCCGUAUUACAUGGCUGGACCGUACAUGUAUCCUAUCUGGUUCGCGCCGGGCAUGUACUACGGGUGGAGUGCGGGAUACAUUGCCGGCUGUGGGACCGGAGCCAAUGGAGCUUGUGCUGCGGGAACUUGCGGAGGAGGUGUUGCUGCGGGUGGCUGUGGUGGUGCUGGGGGAUGUGGAGGGGGAUGCGGCGGUUGCGGAGGGGGUGGUGGAUGUGGUGGUGGAGGAGGAGGAGGAGAGGAGGAGGUGGUGGUGGUGGUUGCGGUGGCGGUGAACGAGGCAUACGUACAACCUCACCUGAAGCAAUUCCCGCAACCCAUUUGUUUUGAAGCCCGCCGCCAUCAAUCCUUGUUCGAGCUCUCAUCAGACACCUCAAGUCGGCUGCUCUCCCGAAGUUUCGACUUCGAACCCAAACACUCCGGCCAAGACCUUCUCAAUCGAAUCAAGCAACUCGAUCCAUGGACAGCAGACCAACUAAGUUUUCUAGACGAAGCACUCGACAAGUUCCUCUUUAAAGUCCUCGUCAAUGACCCGGACACAACAUCAAGACGAAGCAGCGCCAAACCGAACCCAAUAAGGCUAAUCAAGGAAAAACCGCAAAGCAAAGCAUCGAAGCCGGUAAACUCGUUCGUCGCGUUGAGCUACUGCUGGCACUACCCCGGUGCCUGGACCCUUUCUCUCGGUCUGCAACAUGGCAACGCCUCUAUCCCCGAUAACCCGCUUGCGCCGGCAAUGUUCGAAGCUUUCCUUGCUGAGCGGCUCAGUCCAGAGGAGCCGGUGUGGUUAGACCAGUGGUGUAUUGACCAGAACAACGAGGCCGAAAAGAUUGUCGCUAUAGGCGCCAUGGACGCGCUUUACUACAGUGCUCGCGUGGUGGUUGUUUGUCUGGAAGAUGUGAGACUUAGUCCUGCUGAUGCGGCGAUUAUCAUGAAGUUUGCUGGAUGCGUGGAGAGGAAGGAGAAGCCGGAGGGGCCGGAGUGGGAGGAGAAGGAACAAGUGAGACUGUGGACGGCUGUGGAACGGAUCUUCGCUGCGAGGUGGUUCAUAAGAGCUUGGUGCGCGCAUGAGUAUUGGAUGGCGAGGAACAUUGUGUUUCUGACGCCUGUUACUACCGACCCGGGGGCGCAGCCGGGGGAGGUGAAGGCGGUGGAGAUCGUGAGGUUUGAUAAUCGGUUUUUGCAGUUGAUGAACUCUGUUGCGAGUAAGUGGUUUUCGGGGGAGAAUGCGGAUACGGCAAGGAAGAGGGAGAGAUAUCGGAGGGAAGUGGGGGGUGGUGAGGAAGAGAAGGAGAAGGAGGCUUAUUAUUGGGGUGGUCGGGUUCCGGAAACAUAUGAGGAGGACCCGGAGGGGUUCAUCAAGAGGAGGGCAUUUGGGAUGGCGAAUAAUCAGCACCAGAUGGGCGACCCCGAAGGAAAGUUGCUACCGCAAAUCAGCUCCUUCUCCGUCAUCCAGAGUCUCGCUGCGGGUUUUGAGAGGGACAAACUUUCUGUUUGGUUGAAUGCGUCUCGGACUCGCUUGUUUAUCAAGCAUAAUGACCCUCUUUCAGAGGCAGAAAGGGCAUGGAUAGCGACCAUCGUCUCACUGGCGUCAGGAGAUGUCACUGUGCUAGCAGCCGUUGGCACAGCUCUCGCCGAUGGUCACCAGCACGGUCAAGUCGCGAAUAAAGACCCCAGAGAAACAGGGUGGGCAUGCGUACCUGAGGUGGAUGACUACGUCCAUCUCGGCUCGAGUCCUAUCUAUCCUGCUUUGGACGGAAACCCAUCUCUUUCUCCGGACGGACUUGCGAUGGACGCUAUCAUUCUCGAUACCUCGUCCGGGUUGCAGAGUCCUCACCAUACCAGCUUGGCGGCUGCUAAAGGGGCCAUUAGUUGGUAUAGAGAACAUAGGGACAAGGGACCUUCGUCAUUAGCAGCAGAGGCGGAAGGGGGAAAAGCAGAACCGGGCGGAUGGGAAGACAUCGACACCAUCACCCCGCUCUACACCCGUCACCUCACUGAGGCCAUCGCCAUUCUUCUAGAACUGAGCGAUCCUUCCUCCUUCACCUGGACACGCCUCUGCCUUUCUCAAGCGUUUCCUAGACCAGGGUCAAAGUACGCAAAGCUUCUGACUCAUCCGGCUUGCACAUCUUUUCUGGCAGUUGGCUUUCGCGCGCUAUCAGGUGCCAGAGCGUCUUUGAAGUCUGUUGUUAACGACGACGACGAUGAUAUUGCGAACCAGCGAGCAGUUGAAGGACAUCUCACCACCGUCCAUUCCCGAGACCCCGACCUUACCUUCAAAGGCGUCACCGCCUUCCUUGCCGUCGCGGAAGGAAUCGUCCGUACCGUCUGUGGUGGAGCGGCGCAUUACCGCCGAGGCCAGGUAAAUGAGACAUAUAAGUUGCAAGUAAGCGACGCGAUUCCUCACGGCUUAGUCGUGUUUGCGCCUCCUGCUACCCAGCGAGCCAAGUAUACCAUCGCCUGCCCAUUAGCAUUGAGUCAGUUGAGGGAGAUGCAGGUCAGUUAUAUGUACCGGGGAUGGAUUCUUGAACAAGAGGAAGGAAACGAGACAGUUCAGGAGCAUACAGAGGGCAGAAAGAUUCCGAGAUAUAGUCUCAUAGGCAAAACUGCCUUGUUCAUGCCGGUGGGAGGAAGUAUCAUUAAGCAUCCGGAGACGGGGCAGUUGUGCAGGAUGGGAGAUCCGGUUAGGUAUGCGGCUUCGGGAGUCAAUAGGGAGGGAGAAAGGAGGAUGGUGAGGAGGAUUGUGGUUGGUGGCAGCAGCGGCGAUGGUGGAGGAGGAGAAAAGGAAAAAGCAGAGGAAAAAGAAAAUGAAGAACAGACCGAAGAGGUGAUGGGGGUGACGGCGGUGGCGGAGGCGAAGGAAGUUCCCAAGAUAGAUACGGCAAAAUUGGGAUGGGCGAUGAUAGGGCUGGUAGCGAUUCUAUGGGGACUGUUGAAUAGGUGA
This is a messenger RNA of Sordaria macrospora k-hell, 5079 nucleotides long. Lineage: Eukaryota; Fungi; Ascomycota; Sordariomycetes; Sordariales; Sordariaceae. The record is from RefSeq and is a predicted model, not a curated record.